GAAUGUGGCUUCUUGCGAGUAGGACCUAUGAAGGUCUUGAAGAAGAAGUUGAAGGUGCUAUUGGUGUUUGGGCGAGAGGACAGCGUAAGUGAAGCAUGGUGGUCAGCUUGCAAGAGGCAGGAAUAUGAUGUAGCCAUCAGACGAACCUCUCAGGAUGCUCUCAAGGCUUUCCUUGAGCACACACAUGACCUCGUUAUCAUAGAUGCAAGAUCAUCCAAGUACCUCAAUGCAGAUAACAUCUGUAGUUCUAUACGUGUCACAGUCCAUAGCCAGUUUUCAGUUCUUGUUGGAGUUGUCAAGAAAAAUUUUGCAGAUCGCGAAAAUCCCACUGUUGGUCCAAUGUUGAAGAAUGGCUACAAUCGGAUUGUUACAGAAGUGUCCACUGUUGGUGGGGUUCUUAAUGACCUCAUCCAGAUUGAACACUCGGACCUGACCAACCAGUGCCAGCUUCGAGCCAUGCAGGCAGUGUUCUCGGCCUUGGAUGCCUGUAAGGAAGUUGUGCAUAUAACUGAUACUGAACACAGGAUACAGUAUGUUAACCGUGCUUGUGAAAACCUCUUGGGAUAUUCAGUAGAAGGUGUGGCUGGUCGCAGUCUGUGGGAGCUACAUAGCAGUGACAAUUACAAACAAGACAUACGAGCCUUUGAUCAUAGACCCUCUGUUGAUUUUAAAACAUCGAUGGAGCACCAAAGAGCAGGGACAGAUCACAGACUAUCAGACCAUAGACACUCAAUUGAGCACAAAUCUGGAGAGUCAAAAGUGAACUUGGACAUAUCAGAGGCUGUCAACAUGCAAAUGCGACGAGGAAAAGAAUGGGAUGGUUCGUUUACCUGCCGGCGGAAAUCUGGGGGCACUGUACACUUGCCAUCAAAAGUUAUUCCAGUUGCUCCACUUACAAGAAAUAAUGAAUACUACAUCUACUUGAGUGACACACAUGCACUGGAUCGGCUAGAAUUUUCCGCCGGGGACCACUUUCACCCUCGUGGCUCCAUCAAGUCAUUGAGGAAAGGCUCACAUGAUAUACGCUCACUGAAUAGUGAUGGGGGGGCUGUAGAAAACGAUCAGCCAGGACGUGUUCAGAGUGCCCCUGUUGAGCGAGAGAAGUUUACCUUUAGCCGCAACCUGAACUUUGAAAGUUUGAACAUUUUUGAGGGCACUCAGAACAUCAUUCGCCGCCAGAGCUUGGUCAAACUUCAUUCCAUUACUAUUGAGGCUCCAAUCACACGAGUUUUCAACAUCAUCACUGCUGCCCAGGAGAACUCCCCUACUUAUGUUGCACAAGCUCUGGAGAAGGUGUUGGAGAUACUGCGCUCCACCGAACUCUAUUCUCCACAGCUAAUAUCAGCUACAUCAGAUAAUGUCAGACCUGUCCCUGCCGACCCUGUAGCAACAGAUCUCCUUGGGGGUCUUCUUUCGCAAGGCCCUAAACCCCUGAUGUCUGUUCGUCGUAGCAGUAACGACACCGCUGCUAAGGUUAACCAACUGCCACGGCCCUCUCUUCCUGUUCUCCACCAACAAGCUUCAGCAGCCAUACGGGAGCUUCUGGCAGAGGAUAUGUCCUGGAACUUUGAUGUCAUUAAACUUGAAAAAAUCUCCAACAAAAGACCGCUGGUAUGGAUCGGUAUGAGUCUGUUAUGCAAAUUUGAUGUACCAGACACUUUGGGCUGUGAUGAACAAACUUUGGAAAAUUGGCUGACACUCAUUGAAGCAAACUAUCACGUUGACAACACCUACCACAACUCUACACAUGCUUCCGAUGUCCUCCAAGCAACAUCAUACUUUCUUAAUCAGGAACGAUUAAAACAGCUCAUGGACCCAUUGGACAUUGCUGCAUGCCUCAUUGCUGCAGUUGUGCAUGAUGUUGAUCAUCCAGGCAAAAACAGUGCAUUUCUGUGUAAUACAGAAAAUGAAUUAGCUAUACUUUACAAUGACCUGAGUGUGUUGGAGUCUCAUCACGCAGCUGUUUCCUUCAAGUAUACAUUUUCAGAUGACCGAGUUAACAUCUAUAAAGCCCUGGAUCGAGACACUUACAAGCAUGUUCGCAAGAGCAUCAUCGACAUGGUGCUGGCAACAGACAUGACCAAACACUUCGAGCACCUUAACAAGUUUAUCAACAUGUCGGGCAACAGCAAGACACCAGUCAAGGAUGAUGACACAGGAUCACUCGAUGAUGCAAGAGAUUCUCCUGACCUGAUGUCCUUUGGUACUCCUGAAAACUUAGUUAUAAUCAAGCGUAUGAUGAUCAAGUGUGCCGAUGUAAGUAACCCAGUUCGUCCGCUUCACUUGUACCGUGACUGGGCUCAUCGCAUCGCUAAUGAAUACUUCAGUCAGACAGAGGAGGAGAAGAAGCGUAACCUGCCGAUUGUGAUGCCACAGUUUGACCGCACCACGUGCUCUAUCCCCAAGUCUCAGAUUGGCUUCAUUGAUUACUUCAUCAAUGACAUGUUUGAUGCAUGGGAUGCAUUGGCAGAUAUUCCAGAGCUGUUGGGCCAUCUCAGACGGAAUUACCAAUAUUGGAAGGAACAGGAAGAAAUUAAUGCAAAUCCAACCCUUCAGAGUCAGCCUCUCAGCAAGGCCGAGGAAGAGGAUGAGGCUAAAGAACAAGAGAGUGCUGUUACAUCAGAAAAUAUUAACCCAGAUGAAAAAGCAAGCUAGUAAUGUGUAGCAUGUAGAAUAUCUCUUUGAAUGAAUACAAAUACUUUUCAUAAUGUUAGUGUAUGAAGGGAGUAACUUUAAGUAAUUCCCUCAGGGGUUUGACCUAUUGUAUCCAGACUUGUGGAUGUGUUCUGCUUCAGUUAUCUUGUAAUUACUGUGUACACAUUUUAAAUCUAGUGAGAGUUACCUCCAUCUACUCCAAAUUAUAACUUUUUACUCAUGCUUUGUUCUCAUCUAAUAUAGUGAUGUAAAAUUGUAACUAAAAUGUUAAUUUAGGACAACUACAAAUUAAUAGGCAUGAAAAUAAUGAUACAGUACUCUGGGUUAGUAGAGAAAGUUAGUCUGAUUCAUGUUUGGAGGUGUCUCACACUCCAGGUUAUUACUAAUAUUACAGUUGACUCCUGCUUAACAGAUAUUCACUCAAAGACCAUAAAUAAGUCUCUGACAUUCCCUACUUAACACUCAUUUUCCAUUUGUACCUUUCAUAUCAAAUAAGACUAAUGGAUUUUUUUUAUCCUCUUUUACAUCAACUGCAGUUUAUUUUUAUAUACAGCCUCUCCUCACUUAACAACAGAGUUCCUUUCUUAAGACCACAUUGGUAAACUAAUUUGUCGCUAAGCAAGGAGCAUACUAUAAUGGUAGUGGGUUUAUGUCAACAAUCUUUGAUAUUGUUUUAAUGUCACCUUUGCACCAUUUCUAACAUUUUUGGUAUACAGUAUUUUUAAAUGUUUAUACAGUAGUGUACUGUAUAUUGUAAUAAACAGUAAAGGAAAUCAGCUCUCGUAUACAUUAUUUAUGUAUACAUACUGGUUGGAGAGCCCGUUGUAAGUCCGAGUCGUCAGUAAAGGAGUACUUCACUAAGUGAGGAGAGGCUGUAUGUCCAUUUAGUAUAGUUGUAUUCUCGUAUAUUUUUUUUUUUUUUGGUAAAAAAAGUAAAGAAAUGCUUGUUUUUACAGUUCUGUUUAUAAGGUGUAGUAUGUUGGAAACUGGGUGUAUAAGGAAGGGUGGAGGAGGUAGGAGAGGUAGCAGUUGCUACUCACAGGAUCAUAAUAGGUUAUCAUGUGUGCUAGACCCAGGCAUGAUAUGGAUGCUGAUGACAGUUUUUUCAGACAAUAUUGUGCUAACCUGGCAUAAUUAUGACAAUGCUCUCAUGACGCCAAAUGACUUCGAACAGGCGAUAAAUGACAUGCCCAUGCACUCUGCCCCAGGGCCAGACUCAUGGAACUCUGUGUUCAUCAAGAACUGCAAGAAGCCCCUAUCACGAGCCUUUUCCAUCCUAUGGAGAGGGAGCAUGGACACGGGGGUCGUCCCACAGUUACUAAAAACAACAGACAUAGCCCCACUCCACAAAGGGGGCAGUAAAGCAACAGCAAAGAACUACAGACCAAUAGCACUAACAUCCCAUAUCAUAAAAAUCUUUGAAAGGGUCCUAAGAAGCAAGAUCACCACGCAUCUAGAAACCCAUCAGUUACACAACCCAGGGCAAUAUGGGUUUAGAACAGAUCGCUCCUGUCUGUCUCAACUAUUGGACCACUACGACAAGGUCCUAAAUGCACUAGAAGACAAAAAGAAUGCAGAUGUAAUAUAUACAGACUUUGCAAAAGCCUUCGACAAGUGUGACCAUGGCGUAAUAGCGCACAAAAUGCGUGCUAAAGGAAUAACAGGAAAAGUCGGUCGAUGGAUCUAUAAUUUCCUCACUAACAGAACACAGAGAGUAGUCGUCAACAGAGUAAAGUCCGAGGCAGCUACGGUGAAAAGCUCUGUUCCACAAGGCACAGUACUCGCUCCCAUCUUGUUCCUCAUCCUUAUAUCCGACAUAGACAAGGAUGUCAGCCACAGCACCGUGUCUUCCUUUGCAGAUGACACCCGAAUCUGCAUGACAGUGUCUUCCAUUGCAGACACUGCAAAGCUCCAGGGAGACAUCAACCAAAUCUUUCAGUGGGCUGCAGAAAACAAUAUGAAGUUCAACGAUGAGAAAUUUCAAUUACUCAGAUAUGGUAAACAUGAGGAAAUUAAAUCUUCAUCAGAGUACAAAACAAAUUCUGGCCACAAAAUAGAGCGAAACACCAACGUCAAAGACCUGGGAGUGAUCAUGUCGGAGGAUCUCACCUUCAAGGACCAUAACAUUGUAUCAAUCGCAUCUCCUAGAAAAAUGACAGGAUGGAUAAUGAGAACCUUCAAAACUAGGGAGGCCAAGCCCAUGAUGACACUCUUCAGGUCACUUGUUCUAUCUAGGCUGGAAUAUUGCUGCACAUUAACAGCACCUUUCAAGGCAGGUGAAAUUGCCGACCUAGAAAAUGUACAGAGAACUUUCACGGCGCGCAUAACGGAGAUAAAACACCUCAAUUAUUGGGAGCGCUUGAGGUUCCUAAACCUGUAUUCCCUGGAACGCAGGAGGGAGAGAUACAUGAUUAUAUACACCUGGAAAAUCCUAGAGGGACUAGUACCGAACUUGCACACGAAAAUCACCCACUACGAAAGCAAAAGACUUGGCAGACGAUGCACCAUCCCCCCAAUGAAAAGCAGGGGUGUCACUAGCACGUUAAGAGACCAUACAAUAAGUGUCAGGGGCCCGAGACUGUUCAACUGCCUCCCAGCACACAUAAGGGGGAUUACCAACAGACCCCUGGCAGUCUUCAAGCUGGCACUGGACAAGCACCUAAAGUCAGUUCCGGAUCAGCCGGGCUGUGGCUCGUAUGUUGGUUUGCGUGCAGCCAGCAGCAACAGCCUGGUUGAUCAUACUCUGAUCCACCAGGAGGCCUGGUCUCAGACCGGGCCGCGGGGGCGUUGACCCCCGGAACUCUCUCCAGGUAAACUCCAGGUAAAACACACUGGUAGAUAUCCUGGUCUAUGAGGGAGAGAAUGGAUGGUUAGAGAGGGAGAACAGGAUGUAGGGAGAGAGAGGAGAGGGUUAUAGAGAAGAAGAGGGGGAAGGAAGGGUAAAGAGUGGAAAAGGGAAAAUAAAUGAAGGGGAGAGGUAGAGAGAAGAUUGGCAUUGUAAGGAGGGAGGAGAGGACAAGACGUUUGUAUUCACAGGUUAAUAAUGCAUGUACUUCAAGCUAGACAAAGUUUAAAGUUUAUUUUCGUUUUUUAUCAUUCUAUUUUUUUUCAUUUUGGUGCAUAUAUGGCAGGCUCAUGUGUUUUUAUAAACAUAAUUAGAAAUAUUAUAGGUAGUAGGUUGGUAGACAGCAACCGCCCAGGGAGGUACUACCGUCCUGCCAAGUGAGUGUAAAACGAAAGCCUGUAAUUGUUUUACAUGAUGGUAGGAUUGCUGGUGUCCUUUUUUCUGUCUCAUGAACAUGCAAGAUUUCAGGUACGUCUUGCUACUUCUACUUACACUUAGGUCACACUACACAUACAUGUACAAGCACAUAUAUACACACCCCUCUGGGUUUUCUUCUAUUUUCUUUCUGGUUCUUAUUCUUGUUUAUUUCCUCUUAUCUCCAUGGGGAAGUGGAACAGAAUUCUUCCUCCGUAAGCCAUGCGUGUUGUAAGAGGCGACUAAAAUGCCGGGAGCAAGGGGCUAGUAACCUCUUCUCCUGUAUAUAUUACUAAAUGUAAAAGGAGAAACUUUCGUUUUUCCUUUUGGGCCACCCCGCCUUGGUGGGAUACAGCCGGUGUGUUGAAAGAAGAAAGAAGAAUUAGAAAUAUAGAUUUUUUCCUUCUCAAUACUGCAUUCCUUAACACUGGCCCUUUUAAACUCUUGCUGGUUGGAAUGAAAUGUACACUGCACUGUACAUGUAAUACCUUGUCUUCUCUUCAUGAAGGAUUUCAUGUCUGAUUAAUGCAUAGUUUUGAAGUUCAUUGCUAAAGCAUAAGCAGGGAUAGGAUACAGAAAAUUGUCUCAGUCUGCAUCUCUGGUGCAGACUGAGAGGGUGCAUAGGAAGAUGGGACUUGAUGAAAAGUGUCUUGGUCCACAUCUCUGGUUACAUCAUGGGGAGUAUACUAGAUAAAUGGGAUUUACUAAUUGCAGUUUCUUCAGUCCCUAUGUAGGCUGUUAAGCAAGAGUCAACUUUAUAUUCGUGGGGAAGUUUUAAACCCAUAAGGGUCAUACCACUUGGGGAAUUGGAGGAGGUGAUGGAUUAUCCCUUCACUAGCUUUGAGGCUAGUACAGGGAUGCACUACAGAUACAUCCCUCAGUUAUCCCUGCAUUAAAAUUUAAAUUUUUCAUUUUAAAACUAAUUGCAUUUACUAGCAUAUAUCACAGUAAAGACACAUCCCAUACCUAGCAAGUGUUGAUCAUAGCCUAGGUGUGGUUUCAUAGCCUGGGUGUGGUGAUCAUAGCCUGGGUGUGGUGAUCAUAGCUUGGGUGUGGUGAUCAUAGCCUGGGUGUAGCAAUCAUAGCCUGGGUGUAGUGAUCAUAGACUGGGUAAAGUUGUUAUGAUUAACAGUGUUGUUUUUGAACUCGAAGAAUGCUGUGUUAGUGAUUCUGAAUCUUGCUUCAUGAUGCUAGUUAUGGGCCACUGUUAAUGAUGUUGGUUCUGGGCCAGUGUUAAUGAUGCUGGUUCUGGGCCAGUGUUAAUGAUGCUGGUUCUGGGCCAGUAUUAAUGAUGCUGGUCCUGGGCCAUUGUUAUUGAUGCUGGUUCUGGGCCAGUGUUAAUGAUGCUGGUCCUGAGCCAGUGUUAAUGAUGCUGGUUCUGGACCAGUGUUAAUGAUGCUGGUUCUGGGCCAGAGUUAAUGAUGCUGGUUCUGGGCCAGUAUUAAUGAUGCUGGUUAUGGGCCAGUGUUAAUGAUGCUGGUUCUGGGCCAGUGUUAAUGAUGUUCAUUCUGGGCCAGAGUUAAUGAUGUUCAUUCUGGGCCAGAGUUAAUGAUGCUGGUUCUGGGCCAGUGUUAAUGAUGCUGGUUCUGGGCCAAUGUUAAUGAUGCUGGUUCUGGGCCAAUAUUAAUGAUGCUCAUUCUGGGCCAGUGUUAAUGAUGCUGGUUCUGGACUAGUAUUCAUGAUACUGGUUCUGGGCUAGUAUUCAUGGUACUGGUUCUGAACUAGUAUUCAUGAUACUGGUUCUGGACUAGUAUUAACGAUACUGGUUCUGGACUAGUAUUCACAAUACUGGUUCUGUACUAGUAUUCAUGAUACUGGUUCUGGAUUAGUGUUCAUGAUACUGGUUCUGGGUUGGUAUUCAUGAUACUGAUUCUGGCUUGGUAUUCAUGAUACUGGUUCUGGGCUAGUGUUACUGAUACUGUCCAAGAAGACAUGCUCAGAUCAAGAUAAUUAUGACAAAUUAGUGAUCACUGUCCAGGAUAAUGAUAGCAGACAUGCAGUAAUAAUAAUAUUUACCAUCCAGGUCUGUGAUGACCAUCUCAGGCAAGUGUCCCCCUCAAGGCCUUUAUUAUGUUAUGGUAAUCAACUAAUGUAUACAGGUAUUGACUCCCAGCCCUUGUUGUGCUGAAGACCUGUGCUAAUGUGUUAGCUAGCAUAAUGUGAUGCUGUGAUUGUAUUUUAUUGAACAAGAUAUUAUGGAUAGUACCAGGCAAGGUACUACCCAUAAUAUCUUGUUCAAUAUUUUGCCCUGCUGGAGAGUAGAGGAUGCAGAGUCAAUGUGUUUUGCAUUAGUUGGUGUCAUAAAUUUGUUGCAGCUAGUCUAGUGGAAUGGGUUAUUGUGCCAUGAGAGAUUUUAGCUGCCUUGGUGCAUGAUAUUAUGUAAUGAUCAUCCUAUGGUAGAAGAGUCAUACUCCUGUCAGUGUUACUAUUAACUCUCCUUUGGUAUUCUCUAAAUAAUUAAUUUUACAUUAUAAUUGCGGAGUUCUUAGCUGACCUAAAAAUAAAAUAUAUUACACGUGGGAGUUAAAAAAGUGAGAAAACUUACACAGUACAACCUCGAUAAUCCAAAACACUCAGGGUCAAGCACUGUCUCAGUUGUGGACUUUUUCAGAUUUUUAAAUACUGUAUAAUUGUAAUAAACACUCAUGCACUCCCAAAAGUUUAGACCUGUGUUGUGGUUCUUGAGUCAGAGUUCCACAGGCAUGAUGCAUGCAUUCUUCCAUCAUGGCAACUCCAAAUCAUCAUGCAAGUGCUCAUAUAUUUAAGAUAUUUCCAUAAAGAAACAAAAUGGUAUUUUGCCUCCAAGUAAAGUUCCAUAAAUACAUAAUAAAAACAAUUAUGUAUAAAUGGCAAGAUGUUGCAACUCAUUGCAUUUGUGUGACAAUGCUUAAAGAAUAUUUUAUAGCAAUGAUGACAUAGCUAUCAUCAUUGCUGCAAACACACUUGGUGCUAAUAUUGCUUUUUCCCAAAGUUACUUUUUUUUUUUUCAACGAACUGGCCGCAUCCCACCAAGGCAGGGUGACCCAAAAAGGAAAAUGAAAGUUUCUCUUUUUUUAAAUUCAGUAAUGUAUACAGGAGAAGGGAAACUUUAGACUUAUUUUACAGUAUUUUAAUGCAGCCUUAAAAAAAUUGAUAAAUAAUACAUUU
Molecule: messenger RNA, 9061 nt
Organism: Cherax quadricarinatus
Lineage: Eukaryota; Metazoa; Arthropoda; Malacostraca; Decapoda; Parastacidae
Source: RefSeq, a predicted model, not a curated record